CACAAAACAUAUCGAGGAACUGUUUCAUGAAGUACAUUAAUAUCGAUUUCCAGUGGAAAAUUUGCUCUGAUCCAAUCAAAUGCGUUGAUUUUUUAGUAGCUUAUAACAAUCGUCAUUCAACUCAUUUUCAUUGGAAUGCUUCCCGGAUCUCGAUAUCGCUUCACAUCACAUACGUCACACAAGCAUACAGAUUGAGCUAGCGUUGACAGUUUUCUCUCUCCUAUUUGCUUGAUUUCUGUAGUAUUGGAUGUAACAAACUACUGCAAAUCUGAGAAGGUAAAGACGUUGACAUCAUGGUUUGUCAAAGGCUACUAAAAGUGCUUGGCUUCGCUACGUUAAUGUGCUUGGUGCAUGCCAAUUGGAAGGCCAUACGUACUACAACAAAAGUUGAAACUUUUUGCAGUGAUGUAAAUAACUAUACUACAUGGACGGCAAUGAAUGACAGCAAUUGUAACACAAACCUUCAGCAAGUCUUCAAGCUGCUUUACAGAAGUGAUAACAGGAUUCUCAUUGGGAGCACAGAAUGUCUGUAUUUCCUUGAUGAGAAUCUGACAUACAUUCAUUCCAUCCCAAUUGUUGCAGCUGAUCUAACAGAUUGUAUGACUACUUUUGGAGAUCAGGCUGAAUUCCAGUGCAAGAACUACAUCACAUACGCACAUCCCAUUGGCUCAUCAUACCGUGUGUGCGGGACCUACAAUAAAAUUGAUCCAACAUGUUGGAUAUGUAACGAAACGAUGCUGCAAUGUGAAAAGGAGAUGGUAGUAAAUUUUAUGCCAAGAUAUCCAACAUCAAACUUCACAGUGACUGUGGCAGGUGACAUAGACUCAGAUUACUAUUAUGUUGGAUCACUUAGGAGAUUUAAUGAUAAAGAUUAUCAAUUUUCUAAAGUUGAGGUCAACCUUGAUGCGAACAGAUAUGAUGCUGAAGUGAAAACAGAUACUACAAAUGACAGAUACAUCUGGGAUCGAACAAGUUUCGUGGGAUCAAUAGAGCAUGAUGAAUUCAUUUAUUUCUUCUAUCGUGAGAAAGCCAGAGAAUAUUCAAACAUUGGGAAUAUUGUCUACUCCAGAGUUGCAAGGGUUUGCAAGGUAGGUGAUUAUACUUUGUAUUUAUGUUAAAAACAGUGUUAUCUA
This is a messenger RNA of Lytechinus variegatus (green sea urchin), 1133 nucleotides long. RefSeq names its product semaphorin-2A-like. Lineage: Eukaryota; Metazoa; Echinodermata; Echinoidea; Temnopleuroida; Toxopneustidae. The transcript is spliced from 8 exons. Gene Ontology annotation, molecular function: semaphorin receptor binding; chemorepellent activity. Bases 294 to 1118 code for a protein of 274 amino acids. Gene Ontology annotation, biological process: neural crest cell migration; positive regulation of cell migration; axon guidance. The record is from RefSeq and is a predicted model, not a curated record.